AAUGUGUUGCUAUGAACGAUAGCUUCUAUUUACCAAAAUUGAACAAAUGUAAGGACGGUUCCGAUGACCCACUGUUUUAUUUGACUGUCCACGAUCCAUGCAUCUCACGAGGAUUUGAACGCCGUCUGCUUCCUUUCAACGAAUACCUUUUCCUCACCGAUGGCUCUUUGUACCAAGGUCCUAACAAAUUCAUUUUACCGUCGGACUUCUGCUUAGCCAGUUUUAAUAGAGACAUUUAUGAAGUAAUUGUCUGCACUAAUCAGACUAAAUAUCCGAUAUAUGUAUCCGCGUGUCUCCUAGUGUCUUUGCCAUUCCUGCUGCUGACGUUCGUAGUAUAUUCCAUAUUGCCAGAGCUCCAAAAUAUUCAUGGCUAUACAAUACGUGCAUACGCUGGGUCAUUAUUUAUCACAUAUACGAUUAUGUAUUGUGGUCAACAAGUUUCUGAAUUACAAGUUGAUGAGAAAACAUGCAUUAUACUAGCCUAUAUUUUAAAUUUCUCUUUUUUGUCAAGUUUUUUCUGGCUAAAUGUAAUAUGCUUCGACAUUUGGUGGACAUUCAGAAAACUACGUCCAUGUCGAACAAACAUAAAGCAAAGGAAAAAGAAGUUUGUGAGGUAUUCGAUAUAUGCGUGGGGAGUCCCUUUGAUUUUUAUCGUUAUCUAUUUCAUUAUGGAUCAUGUUGACAAGAUACCAGAAAAUUGGAUCUGGCCGGAAAUAUGUGGGAAAAAAUUUUGGUUUAAUAAUGUUGAGGCAAAACCAAAAUAUUUUUACGUAUUCAUAGUUGCUAUUGUUAUCAGUAAUAGUUACCUCUUCAUACACACAACAGUAUCAAUUAUGUACCAGAAUAUGCAGAUAGCCCAUCAGUUGAAAAUGUCAGAUUCCGAGUAUUACAAUAGAAAUAAGCUCAGGUUUAAAACGUUCCUGAGGCUGUUCAUGAUGAUGGGUUAUGGUGGAAUAAUCUGGGUUAUAAAGAUAAUUGCGUGGAUCAACGAUUACAAUCUCUUGCCGUUGUUUAUUUGGUAUCCCAUUGAUAUGAUAAAUAGCUUGCAAGGUUUCAUCAUUUUCAUCAUAUUCGUAUGUAACAAGAAGAUAAAAAGACUGCUACUAAAACGAUUCGGUGGGCAAAAAUGCGGUCCAUUUUGUAUGAUUCCAACGUAUAAUAAAAGCACGACGUUGAAUAUCAUUUCUCCACAUCAGCAUCGACAACGGUGUCCACGCAAGAAAAAUCAACUCGUCUAAUCAACAACCAAUCUUAAAGAAUCUUAAGGAUGUUUCGGCAGGAUACGAGAAUACGGAAUACGAGCUAAAAGUUAUCGCCAUUAAAAAAAUUGAAGGAUUUUUAUUUUAUAAAGGUUAAUUUAUUUUUCUUUUUUAUCUUAAUCAACGACUAAUCAAAAAAAUUUGGUUGCGAGAAUGCCCAAAUUUUGGCUUUGAAUCGAUUAGUUGCAAGAAAGUAAUCGAUAAAACCGAAAGAUUACAGAAACAUUGCAUAAACCAUGCAUAGAAAUAUUGUAAUAUUGCAUGGAAGUUGCGAAAUACAAUGUUGCUACAAGCUUGCCGCAAACGUUGAACGUUUUAGAAAUAUUAUGAUGUAAGACCACAGUGAUGUUACGAUGUAAUAGUUAUCAUUGUAGAAAGAAAAAUGUAAUGAUCAAAACAGAACCGAUUAGGAACAUAACGCAUUACUUUCCAACAUUUUAAAACGGUUUAGGCAUCCAACAUUCGUAUUUUCUACAGCAUUCUGGAAAGAAUGAUCCUGGACCGCGCUGCAUGGAAUAUACAGUAGUACCAUGCGGACAGGGUGUUAUAGGACAACUGAAAAAAAGAAACAAAACAAAAUUAGAUUACUAAAAUUAUUACGUUCCAGAAAAAUCAUGUACUCUCUCUGAAAAUGAGGCACAAAAAUCUCGUGAAACUAAAUUUUAUGAAUUCCUAUAGCUUCUUUCAUAUAACCGUUUCCAAAUUUAAAAAUUUGGCAAAUGUUGCUUCAAUACAAAAUCCAUUAUCUUUGCUUAAUGUUAAACAGAGUUUCCUUUAUUGAUUUAUAAUUUAGAUAAUUAGUUAUGUAUUACCGUUAUCGCAUUGUUACAUCCUGUAAUUAGUUAAUUAAAUGCUCGAUGCUCGGAUAAUCGAUUAUCAAAGGAUUGCUGUAUAAUAACUAGUUUUUCUGGUAGCAAUAUUAAACAUUAAAAAUCAUUACCAACUAUACGUGAAAUUUUAUUAUUUUUUUUUAUGAGUUGAAUUUUCCGAAAUACGUAAAAUCUUAUAUCCAGUUAUACAUAAUUACGCUGAGUAGAGAAGAUAGUUUAAAUAACACAUAAUACUUUUAUAUACCAUCAAAAAGAAACAAACUUCACUAAAGUUGAAAUAUUUAUCUAAUUUAAAACCUUCUUCAAAGUAAUUCUGUCCUACAUUUAGACAAUUCUUUAGCCAUUUGUCCAUCGCUCCUUAAAAGUUUUUGUCUCGAACCGUAUUAAAAACCAUUUGCGAUUAAGUCUAGUUGACAAUAUCAAAAUCCUUGACCUUUAAUUUCUAUUUUAAUUUUGUAGAAACAAAAAAAAGUCAAAGAAGGCUAAAUCCGGCAAGUACGGAGGAUAGCUUGAGAUAGUUACAUUCUGUUUGUCACCAAAACAUUUUUAAAGGCUUUUAAGUGCUUGAAGUUUAAUACAUCUUGAGACUUUUUCAUUUCUCAAAAUAAAAGUGAAAUGGUGAUCAAGAAGUGGUGAUUCGAUACGAGCCUCGACGUUGACCAUCAAACAUUGGAAUGUUUGCCUGGGGGCUGAAUCGACAAAAAUUUUUAGGUAGCGUUUGAGACAAUGAAAAUGAUAAAAUCGCUGAAUAUGUAAAUGCUGAAGAAAACUACUUUUGAGAAGACGGAAGAUUGAUUUAAAUUAAAUAGAUAUUUAAAUUUUUAUAGACUUAAUACAGUCCCUAAUAAUUGCCCUAUGUGUAUAUCAUAUAUAGUAUAUAAUUAUAUAUAACUAUAUAAUAACACUUUUGACUUACUCUUUUAUAGUUAAUCUACCGUCAAAACAAAUUAAUUGACUGUAGCAAUCCGGUAGUGUGUAUACGCCUUCAGUGUAAUAUUUUCCUUCAUAAUAGCAGGUAGCUGGUGAGUAACCUGAAUGCACAUUUAUGUAAGUAAAAUUCAAAAGUUUGCAAAGAAUAUGAUUCAAAAGUUUUUAUUAAUUUCGAUAUUAUUAUUAGUUAGACGCAAUCAUAUGAAUUCCGGAAUAAUCACAAUUAUUUAAUUUGCAACCCUGUCAACAGAUAUGUCAUUAAAAUAUCAAGAUUGAAUAUAAUGCAUGUGACAAUUUCAAUUCACGUAGAAAAAGACUUUCAAGACGAUGUUAACGGCAAAAUUGUGCCGUUUAUAAAUUCGCUAAACUGUCUUACACAUUCUUGUAACUCUACAUAACGCAAUUAACGAUGUCUUUCCUUCACUAGUAACUUCAUAACCGUCGAAUUAACGCACUUAGCAUAUGUAACGUACCUUGUACUUGUAGAACAAAGUACGCUAACCCGCAAAGCAACAAUGAGAUCGUACAAACGUAAGCCUUCAUCUCACUUUCUUACUUAGGAUAUCACCAGGACAAAGAAACAAUAAUUUAAUAAAAUUUAAAAAUUAUGAGAUUUAUAUGUACCGUUUUACCCUGCUUUCCUGGCAAUCUUUAAGAAACAUCUCGAUUUCUUCACGAAGACACAAGGUAAAACUUGCGGUAUCGCACGUAGUGAUAAUCUGUUAAAACUAUAAUUAUUUUUUUGUCCCAUCAAAGCACGAAAAGUUAAAUUUUUAAAGGUUUUCUUAAAAAUGGUUAAAUAACAUACGUGUGUAAUGCGAAUAAUUAAACACAAUCAAUAUUCGUAAGUCAUAACAUAUUUCCAUGAUCUUCUUGUUUUCUUUCAUUCGUGAGCGAUAAAUGAAGAAACGUGAUUUUUUCUUACACUACUUUUUUAAAAUAUUAUCACUUCUGUUUAUCUCAAACAUUACGCUGAUACCCAAUUAUUUUUCAAUGUAAUAACGUAGACAUAUUACAAGAUUAAUACAUGUUUAUGUGUAUGGUUUUAUUUAAUUUCUAGUCAAAUAUAAUUAAUAUAAAAUAUAUAUUUAAGAAUAUGUGAAUCUUAUAAUUAUAAAUAUAAUUUUGUUUCUAAUUUAAUUUUGAAAUAAUACAUAUAAAGAAAUAUAAACAAAUCGUUAAAUUUGCAAAGUAACAUCGCUCUGUUAGAUCCUAUUUAUUUUAACUUGAUUCGUUAGCUGUCUGUUAGUUAAUUAUUGCAUUUUGUGACUAGACUUUGUGGAGUGACUAUGAUUUAUAUAUUUCGUUUAUCUCUCAUUUCUGUAUUGUUAUUUGUUAGACUUUCUCCGGAUGGUCUGCCCGCUCUCUGUAAUUUUCUCUUAUUUUCUUCUACGUUUUUUCUCAUAUUUAUUUUGCUAUUAUGAUUAUUUCAAUUUUUGUAUUAAUCACGGAUUAAGUUACUUCAUAAUCGGCUUUAUAUUUUUGGACUAAAAAGGCCAACGUUAAGCGUUUAUACAACACCUGAGUUUAAAUUUGUUUUAAAAAAUAAUGUUAGUUUUUCUGACUAUUAAAUGAAAAGAAAAAGAAGCGUAACUUUUUCUGCAGAAGAAUUCUUCGUUAGAAGGAGAGACGACAACCUUUAUCAUUUUGACUGAUUAUUAUCAGGUUUGAUACAUCCUAAGUAAAGUGAUAAAGAUUGUGUGAACAAUAGUUCACACUGAAAAGGAUCCAAAUCCAGGAUCGAAACGUACACUAUUUCCAUCAUAUUAUAGAUAUAUAAUUUAUACAAUCAUUGUUAUUUAUUUCGCGCUCUGACAAUCGCGUUUAACUCGCAUUGGCAAUUAUGUUUGACAUUUUAAAUAUUAUAUUACUUUUUGUAAACGUUAAUCGAUUUUUAAAAAGUAAAACUUGGUUAUUGAAUUUAACCCGAAUUUUACGUAUAUAUUCAAUUUGAUCUUAAAACAUAACAUUUACUUAAUGAUAUAUGUUGAUAUAUUUCCUUUUCAUUAUCUUUUUGCUGUUAACACGUGCGAUAUCGCUCAUUUUGCUUUGUGCUUGUUCGUGCAGAAACCGAAAUAUUCUAAAGAUCACUACCAUAAAGGCGGGAGAAGUAGUAUAAAAAAGUUCAACUUAUUCCCUGUUAAUUAUUAUCAUCAAUUUACUGCUCUUCUUGAUUCCUUAAACAAGAAAGUGAGAUGAAGAAUUAUAUCUGCUCGAUCUUGUUGCUGAUAUGCGGGCUGGCACAUUUUGCUACCCAAGUACAAGGUGACUGCCAAUUCGGAGCCGAGGUUCUAAAAGUUGGUUUAAAGACGAUUCCACCAUGCAGUGGAAUAGUUUGUAAUCAGGAUGGUACAAUUUAUACAGUCAAAUGUCGACCAGGUUUGUGUGGAUACAAUGAAGACUAUGUGGGUCGUAUAUAUGAGGAUGGUAACAAACCAUAUCCAGGUUGUUGUGCGAAAACUAUUUGUAUAAAUCGUUUUACCAAUGAAAUCCGAUAUGCGGGAUAAGCAAAAUACUAGCGUAACAAUAAGAUAUUUUGUACUUGGAAGUAUUGUUAUAAAUAAAUAUCAUUGACUUCUCAUUGCACGACACUUGGAAUUUUUUCUCCCGUAAAAAGUCGUCAGAUAACAUAAGAAAAUCGAAAAACUCACAUUAGGAAAAGAUUGUGACGAGAGAAAACUUAAGGAAGUAAAAUCUUUCCACCUCAAAGAUUACUACAUUACUUUCGUCAGAGAGGAACCUGAGAGGCGUUAUGCCGGCCUCUUUUCUAUAACGUUUCGAAACUCCCGUACACUAGCCACGCACAUGCGUUUGCUAUGAAAUUUCUAUUGACGCAACGACGAAUUAUCAAUUGUUGUCGUGUUGUCGGCAUGUUGUUGUCUUAUAAUUUGUUAUGACAACCUUUUGCAAUUUAAAAUUAAUUGAUAAAAAUAAUGCCUUUUAAAUAACUGUGAGAGUUUUUUAUUGAAAAUAAAAUCUCUAAAACAUUCUUAGCUAUACCUACGGUACUGAUACUGCUGACAGCUUGCUUUUAAUAUUUCGUCAACUUACGCCCGUAUUCAGUCUUUCUUUGAGAAACGAGGAUUCCUUGUUAAUGCCUAUCUUUGCCUCGUGUGUUAUGUUUUACUGUAAAACAAAGACAGGAACAAGAAAUCCUUAUUUCUGAAGAAAACACUAUAAAUACGCAUAUUAAUAUUUGUAUAAUUUCUCAAGUUGUUGAAUACAAUAGGACAUCUAAUGUGACAACAACUAUUCCCGCAAUUCUUGCAGUUUUAGCAAACUUAAAUUAGUUCGAUAUAAAUUUUUUUGUAUACUUACUCGAAAUGAUUAAUCACGCUUGGUUAUCUGGCUGUUGUCACGUGUGAUAUCGCACGUUCUCCUUUGUGCCUUUCUCGAGCUGAAAUGUUUUUCUAAAGAUUGAGAUUGUCAUAAAGAAGGAAGAGAUAAAAAUCGAUUUAAAAAGUGGGCUCUUAAUUCAUUAUUGUUACUUCUUUUUGGUGAUUCUCUAAGGAAGAAAGUAAAAUGAAGAAUUACGUCUGCGCGAUCUUGUUGUUGAUGUACGGAGUGACUCAUUUUGCUACACAAGUACAAGGUGACUGCCAAUAUGGAUCCAGAGUUUUUAGCGUAGGUGCACAUACGAUACACAACCCCUGCGCUCAGCUGAUUUGUCAUGAGGAAGGUGAAAUAAAUAUAUACCGAUGCCCUUUCUUAGCUGAUCAGUGUAAACCAAAUCAAUAUCUUUCUGGUUAUUUCGAGAAUAGCCAUCUAAACUAUCCAGCGUGCUGUCCAAAACCUCUUUGUUUGCCUGACUACCAUUAAUCAACACCUACAAAGAAUAAAAUACUAGGUUUCGUUUCAUACGACUUUGAAAGUUAUAAUACACUGUAAUCUUCAAGCCUCAUAACUCAAAAAGUAUUUGAUGAAAAAUAACUCCAUGUAGUGAUUUGAAAAACUCUUGACAGAUAUUAAAUUUUGUAAUCAGAAA
Molecule: messenger RNA, 7004 nt
Organism: Solenopsis invicta (red fire ant)
Lineage: Eukaryota; Metazoa; Arthropoda; Insecta; Hymenoptera; Formicidae
Product: G-protein coupled receptor Mth2
Exons: 9
Coding region: 12-1238 (408 amino acids)
Biological process (GO): G protein-coupled receptor signaling pathway; cell surface receptor signaling pathway
Cellular component (GO): membrane
Molecular function (GO): G protein-coupled receptor activity
Source: RefSeq, a predicted model, not a curated record